AUGAAGGCUCUGCAGAUGUUUGCAAGGGAGUCAACAAAAAGGGGAGGAGUUGUUGGCGCCUGGCAUGCAUUCAAACUUUAUAUUAUGAUCACAGACCCACUAGCAGCUGAGUGCGUCCUGAAGACAUCAUUAGGGAAAGAUGACUUACUUAAAGUCACUCACAUUGUACUGGGCAACGGAAGUUUAUUUGCGUCUGUUCCAAUAUGGCGUCCGCGUCGCAAGAUCCUGGCUCCAACAUUCAGCACGAGGAACUUGAACAGAUUCGUGGAGAUAUUCUCAGAGAACAGCAAUGUGAUGACGAAGCAGAUGCAAGCUGUGGUGGAGAAGGGCAACUUCUCUAUGUGGCCGUUCUUGAAUAAUUAUGCUAUGGAUUCUGUUUGUCAAUCAACGAUGGGAGUGAAAGUAGACGCGCAAAUGAACCCGAACAACCAGAUAGUGAGUGCUAUAGAGACGCUACUGCUGGUCGGUGCCCACAGGAUGACUCACCCCUGGCUGCACACAGACUUCGUGUUCAAGAAGCUUCCGUAUUACACCACAGUUAUCAAAUGCAAGAAUAUCUUCUGCGGGUUUGUUGAUGAGAUAAUACAAUCAACAAGAAAGUCAAAGCAAGUUGAAGGACUAAAGACAGAUACAGCAAAAGGCGAAGCACUAAGAACACUAAUAGACCUGAUUAUUGAGUCUUCGAAGAAGGAAAGUGAGCAAGGGUACUCAGACUUGGAGCUUCGAGAGGAGUCAUUUGUGGUGCUGGUAGCGGGUACUGACACUUCGGCUGUGGGAGCUGCCUUCACGUGUGUGAUGCUGUCCAGGUAUCCUGAGGUACAGGAGAAGGUUUACCAGGAAUUGCAGGAGGUGUUCGGAGAUUCCGACAGGCCAGUUGAGGCAGCUGACUUGCCUCGUCUGAAGUACCUGGAGGCUGUCAUCAAAGAGACGAUGAGGUUAUAUCCUCCAGUGCCCAUCAUAUUGAGGAAGAUCGAGAGCGACGUUACUUUACCUUCGGGAGUGACCUUAGUGGACGGGUGCGGCGUGGUCAUCAAUAUUUGGGGAAUCCAUCACAACCCUCAGUACUGGGGUGAUGAUGUUGAGGAAUUUCGACCAGAGAGGUUCCUGCAGCCUCUCGAAUGUCCAGCUGCCUUCAUGCCCUUCAGCCAUGGACCUAGGAACUGUCUAGGUUACCUUUACGCGACGAUGUCAAUGAAAACCGUGGUAGCAACCGUUGUGAGAAAAUACAAAAUAUUGCCAACAAAAGGCAUCAAUUCUACUGACCUCAAAAAACCUUUGAGAGUUAAAUAUAAUCUCAUGAUGAGAGAUGUUGAUAAGUAUACUAUACAGAUUGAAUCUAGAGAGAAAAUCCAAUAG
Molecule: messenger RNA, 1356 nt
Organism: Helicoverpa zea (corn earworm)
Lineage: Eukaryota; Metazoa; Arthropoda; Insecta; Lepidoptera; Noctuidae
Product: cytochrome P450 4C1-like
Exons: 9
Coding region: 1-1356 (451 amino acids)
Molecular function (GO): oxidoreductase activity, acting on paired donors, with incorporation or reduction of molecular oxygen; iron ion binding; monooxygenase activity
Source: RefSeq, a predicted model, not a curated record